Molecule: messenger RNA, 1602 nt
Organism: Aspergillus oryzae RIB40
Lineage: Eukaryota; Fungi; Ascomycota; Eurotiomycetes; Eurotiales; Aspergillaceae
Exons: 9
Coding region: 1-1602 (533 amino acids)
Biological process (GO): unsaturated fatty acid biosynthetic process
Cellular component (GO): endoplasmic reticulum membrane
Molecular function (GO): iron ion binding; stearoyl-CoA 9-desaturase activity
Source: RefSeq, a predicted model, not a curated record
AUGAAGAACGAACCCCUUCCUUUCAACUGGGUCACGAUAGUGGUGUCCCCUAUCACAGGGUUCCUGGCUGCCGUGUAUACUCCAUUGAAACGGGAAACAGAGUGCUUUGCUGUGAUAUACUACUUUGUAAGCGGUAUAGCGAUCACAGCAGGCUAUCACAGACUCUGGUCACACAAAUCAUAUGGAGCAACCUUACCACUUAAAUGGUUUCUGGCUAUCUUCGGUGCCGCAUGCUGUCAAUGGUCCAUAAGAACGUGGGCUGAAUGCCAUCGUUCCCAUCACCGCUACACAGACACUGACAAAGACCCUUACUCGGUCAGACACGGGCUCGUCCACGCCCAUAUUGAGUGGGUCCUGCAACCGGAGAUCAGGGCUGGCCCAACGGAUCUCUCAGAUCUGGACGCAGAUCCCGUGGUGAGGCUACAGCACCGGUAUUACUUGACCUUUGCUAUAAUCAUGUCUUGUAUUUUCCCCUCCGGUGGAUUCAUAUACGCUGGAGUCAUCGGUCUUUUCUUUUGCUACCAAGCUAUCUUCUCUAUUCAUUCGAUCGCACACUGGGUUGGCGACCAGCCCUACGAUGAUAGACACACACCCCGAAACCAUACGCUGGUCACGCUUCUCUGCUUUGGGGAAGGAUACCAUAACUACCACCAUGAGUUUCCAGCGGACUAUCACAACGUCGUGGAGUGGUACCAGUGCGAUGUCACCAAAUGGUGUAUCUGGGUGUGGAAGCAACUCGGCCUUGCAUAUGGUUUGAAGAAGGCCCCAGACAACGUUGUGGGCAAGGGAACGUACCAGCAGGCCCGGAAGAAGCUAGAACGGAAGGCUAACAAACUUGACUGGGGGUUGCCUCUCUCUCAGCUGCCCGGGAUUACUUGGGAUGGUUUCCAAGAAGCAGUAAAAGAUGGCCGGCAACUGAUCAUCCUGUCGGGGAUGGUCUAUGAUAUAGCGACCUUUAUCCCUUUUCGUCCAGGAGGAGUAAAGAUCCUGGUCAGUCACAUAGAGAAAGAUGCAACGAAGGCCUUCAAUGGCGAAAUUUACUCACACUUCCACUGCCGCACGAAAUUGAAACUGUCUCAUGUUCCGAUUCCCGCGGUUAUUCAGGAUAGCAAAGGCAAGAGGCUGUAUACUUUUGAAAUUCACGAAGUUUUGGUGUUGCGAUACUCUCGACCCGGCCGGGAUGAGACCAAUAGAAAGCAGGAUAAGGCCGACCGCCGCACCCCACACUUUAAACUCCCCACAUCACCAAAGCAGCUCGAGCUGCCUGAGGGCGCCGAUGCAAAAGCGUUCAUCGUCUUUGUGACUUCCGAUGACCCUACGACUGGUCAAUCCUGGUGUCCCGAUGUCCGUGCCGCCUGGCCAGUUCUUGAGGCCACGUUCUCCGGGGUGAACGCACCGGCACUGAGGGUUGUGGAGGUUGGACAGAAGCCAGAAUGGAAGGAUUUAAAUAAUGUCUACCGGACCAACUGGAAGGUCCCUUGUAUCCCGGCGUUGGUGCGAUACGAACGCGUCAAUGGCGAGACCGCCGAGACAGGCAAGCUGGUCGAAGGAGAAAUUCUGGACAAGAAGAGGCUGGGGGAGUUUAUUGGGACGACGCUUUAG